CCCCGUUCGUUCGUCCCUCUCUCUCCUAUUGAAGUCGUCCGUCUCCGACUGAAGAUGCCUUCGUCUGGUUCCGUCUCCAGCUCCCCAAUCUAAGAAAAGACCCAACGAUCAGGGUCCCGUAGACUCUACCUCUCUACAACUUCGUCUCAACCCCCGGGGAAGACCAAAGCUCAAUCUAUGGUGUGUAGGGAUCGAUGAUGUCAACCAUAUAAACGUAAAUACCAAAUCUACCCAAACCGGUUACCUCAAGGAGCUUCAAGCACUUCUUUGGUUGUCUCAAGAUCCCGUCUUUGCAUUUUCUUCAUUUGCAAAGGAAACAAGCUCUACCUUUAUAACAAGCCAAGUAGCAUGACUUCUGCUCUACUUUACAGCUUCCUAACUGACAAACGGAUGUUCAAAGAGGCCAUUGUAGCUAAUAAGAAAAGCAUCUUCAAGACUUUUCAUCUCAAGGAUGUUGCCAAUUAUAUGUAUUGCCUGCAACAAAUUUGGGUUUUGGAAGGAUCUAUACCUGAAGAGGUACGCAAACAUAAUAUGAUCGAACCGGAGGACAAUGCUAAAGCGAUGGAAUGAUGUACAAGAUAAUAUCAAGAAAGAAAAUAAUGAAUAUGUUAUUUAGAAAUAUGAUCUUAAAUAUGUUUUGUACGAAUAAAUCUAAGCUUCUGCAUGUAUAAUUGUUACUCCGAUAUUAAUCAAGAAAUUAUGUCUAAUGCUCCACUUACUGAUUUAAGAAGUUAGACCCAUUAACACCGCGCGUUGGAUAUUUGAAUAAAUUUGGGUAUCCGGG
Cuscuta campestris is the source of this 784-nucleotide messenger RNA. Lineage: Eukaryota; Viridiplantae; Streptophyta; Magnoliopsida; Solanales; Convolvulaceae. The record is from the annotation of a GenBank genome assembly.